UCUGGACUAGUUUUGACUCCAUUCUCGAUUAUUAAGAUCAGAAGAAGAGCCUGCACAGAGGGAUUGCUCUUGAGCUUGCUUUGACCAAACUGCACAGCAGAGGUUUGAUGGCCAACGUCAAAUUAAGGAUCAUCGUCGCUACGUUGAUCAUCUUCCUGCUGUCCCUGCUUCUUAUACUUUGGCUUGUCCUACGACGCUCCCACGCCUUCUUCCUCACCGGUAGCCUCGACGCCGUUUUCAUCUUCGCUAUCCUCGUGUGGUCCGUCGUCCGCCAUGCUUUGCUGGGCCCGCCAAUCAGAUGCAUCGAAGUGGCCGUGGCUGCUCUCGCGUUGGUUGUUCUCCUCACGGUCGUCGUGCUGUCCUGUUUGCGCCGGUGCUCCGCAACCUUCUACGUGACCGCCUCUUUGGAUGCUGCUGUGGCUGUCGCGUUCAUCUCGUGGGUGGUUGCCCGCAGAGUGAAAGCUCUGAGAAGGAAACGUGGGGAACCCGAGCAGGUGGAGUCGGAGGAAGAAGAGGCGCCCCUGGCAUACACCUUCUACAGAGAAGUGAUUGGAUUGCCCAGAAGAUUCCGCUACGAGGAGCUCAAGGCAGCGACUGAGGACUUCCGAACCCCCAUAGGAAGAGGUGGCUCUGGUUCCGUCUUCAAGGGCUUCCUCGGCGACGACCUGCCGAUCGCCGUGAAGCGAAUCGAGGGAGAAGUCCGAGGAGAGAAGGAGUUCCGCACCGAGAUCACAGCCAUCUUGAGCGUGCAGCACAUCAACCUUGUCCGAAUCAUCGGAUACUGCCUCCUCGCAAAGAGCUACCGCUUCCUGGUCUACGAGUUCUAUGAGAACGGAUCGCUCGAUGGCUGGAUCUUUCCAAGGAGCGGACGAGAACGGUGUCUGGCAUGGGCCUUGAGGUACCAGGUGGCGAUGGACGUCGCCAAGGCGCUCGCCUACCUUCAUCACGACUGCCGCGUAAGAAUCCUACACCUCGACGUCAAGCCAGAGAACAUUCUCUUGGACCAGAGCUUCCGCGCACACGUCUCCGACUUCGGCAUAUCGAGAUUGGUGCAGGGAGACGAGAGCAAGGUCAUCACCACUCUGAGAGGCACGAGAGGCUACUUGGCCCCCGAGUGGUUCCUGGGCAUAGGAAUAUCCGACAAGUCCGACGUCUACAGCUACGGGAUGGUGCUGUUGGAGCUUGUGGGUGGGCGGAGGAACGCGAGAGCUAGCGAUCAUGGCAACUUUUCGGAGCCGAGAUGGUCCUACUUCCCCAAGAACGCGAGCGAGAAAAUGAGAGAAGGGAAGCUGAUGGAGGCCGUGGACGAGAGGAUGCUCGGAGAAGGUGGGGGUGUCAAGGAAGAGGAGCUCAUCAAGCUCGUCAACAUAGCCCUCUGGUGUAUCCAGGAGAAACCCGAGCUCAGGCCCAGCAUGGCCCUUGUGGUCAACAUGCUCGAGGGGCACGUCGCAGUGAGCAUGCCACCGGAGACUAAGAUGUUCAUGGUGGACCUCACAUCACCCAAUGACUUAGAGGCUCCCUCCGGUCCCGGCGUAGCUCAGUGUAGCACUUCUGGGGAAGCCACAGAGCACAUUACGACUGCUUCAACUCGUUAAGCAUACAGUAUUCUUUUCCUUAAUUAAUAAUACUUGCAGCAUGUGUUGUUUGUAUCAAAACAUUGAUCGGUUUAAUAGAAGGUUUGGUUUUGUUUGGCC
Molecule: messenger RNA, 1694 nt
Organism: Musa acuminata AAA Group (dessert banana)
Lineage: Eukaryota; Viridiplantae; Streptophyta; Magnoliopsida; Zingiberales; Musaceae
Product: probable receptor-like protein kinase At5g20050
Exons: 1
Coding region: 108-1595 (495 amino acids)
Biological process (GO): protein phosphorylation
Molecular function (GO): ATP binding; protein kinase activity
Source: RefSeq, a predicted model, not a curated record